Messenger RNA from Hyposmocoma kahamanoa, 1409 nucleotides. RefSeq names its product proton-coupled amino acid transporter-like protein pathetic. NCBI's taxonomy places the organism in Eukaryota, Metazoa, Arthropoda, Insecta, Lepidoptera, Cosmopterigidae. The transcript is spliced from 9 exons. Gene Ontology annotation, cellular component: vacuolar membrane. Gene Ontology annotation, molecular function: amino acid transmembrane transporter activity. Gene Ontology annotation, biological process: amino acid transmembrane transport. The record is from RefSeq and is a predicted model, not a curated record. The coding region runs from base 45 to 1409 and encodes 454 amino acids.
CAGUGCAAAUCAGUGUUUGUUAGGGCAAACCAGUGUAAAAUUUAAUGGCAUUAAACAAUAACGAUUACAAGAACAAAGAAAAUGCAUCGUGUCAGGCGCAUUCAACGCUCACAUUGGACAUGGACAAUAAGGUUGAAAACUACAAUCCUUUAAUUCAUAGGAAAGUGGCGCAUCCCACAUCGACUUUAGGAUCAUUUCUCAAUCUCCUUAAGUCUUCGCUUGGCUCUGGAGUGCUGGCUAUGCCGGCUGCCUUCAAAGACACUGGCAUUAUACCGGGAUGCAUCGGAACUAUUUUAGUUGGAAUAAUAGCUACACACUGCAUUCAUAUAUUGGUACAGACGUCAAGAGACGUUUGCAAGGAAACUCAGGAACCGUCACUAAGUUACUCGGACACGUGUGAAAAGGUUUUUAAACAUGGACCAAAGUGGACGAGACCAUGGUCUACUUUUUUCAAGCAUUUCGCUGAUUUUGCAAUGGUGGCCGUUUGUCUUGGCGGCACGGCGGUUUACGUUGUGUUCAUCGCUUCGUCUUUAAAAGAUAUUUUUGAUCACUUCUACCCCGAACAGGAGUAUGAUGUAAAAAUCUACUGCGCAAUGCUCCUCAUUCCACUUAUAUUGAUUGCCCAAGUGCGGUACUUAAAGUUCUUAGUACCAUUCUCGGUUGUGGCCAAUGUGUGUUUCAUGAUCACUUUCGGUAUUACCUGUUUUUACACUUUCACUGGAGUAGAUAACCAUAUGGAUACGAAAUUGGUGACCGACGUUUCACAAUGGCCUUUGUUUCUAAGCACAGCAAUCUUCGCAAUGGAAGGUAUUAACGUAGUGAUGCCCGUUGAGAACGAGAUGUCGAACCCGGAACACUUCCUUGGCUGCCCCGGUGUGCUAAGCACAACUAUGAUCUUGGUGGUCCUGUUGUAUGGAGCCGUUGGGCUAUUUGGAUAUUUGAAAUAUGGUGAAAGCGUCCUUGGAAGCAUCACUUUGAACUUGCCAGGAGAUGAACCACUAGCACUAUCGGCGAAGUUCCUGAUAGCUGUCGCUGUAUUUUUUACAUAUUGCCUUCAAAUGUACGCCCCUAUGGAUAUAAUAUGGCUCCGAAUAAAAAGCAGAUUCAAAAAGAAGUUUUACAAUAUUGCUCAAAUUGCUUUGAGGACUCUUAGCGUCGUAUUCACAGUGGUGUUAGCUGUGGCGAUUCCAGAUUUAGAGCUGCUGAUAGGCCUGGUCGGUGCCAUCUUCUUCUCGACCCUAGGCCUUCUCAUUCCAGUCAUUAUAGAAACAGUUCACAAGUGGGAAAGAGACCUGGGUCUUUACUUUUACGUGUUAUGGAAGAAUGGAUUGUUGGUGUUGUUUUAUUUAUUAGUACUAUUUUCUGGAUGUUAUUUAAGUAUAAGCAAAAUGGUGAAUAAAUACAGUUGA